Messenger RNA from Molossus molossus (Pallas's mastiff bat), 3647 nucleotides. RefSeq names its product dipeptidyl peptidase 4 (gene DPP4). Gene Ontology annotation, biological process: proteolysis. The transcript is spliced from 26 exons. The record is from RefSeq and is a predicted model, not a curated record. The coding region runs from base 230 to 2518 and encodes 762 amino acids. NCBI's taxonomy places the organism in Eukaryota, Metazoa, Chordata, Mammalia, Chiroptera, Molossidae. Gene Ontology annotation, molecular function: serine-type endopeptidase activity; dipeptidyl-peptidase activity.
GGGAUGCCAGUGUCCGGAGGCCACGCGCCGUCUCCCGCAGCCUGCCCCGCGGCCCUUUACACCUAGCGGGCCGGGCUCUCACUAAUGUUUAACUCGCCGGGGCCGAAACUUAGGAGCGCCGAGCGAUUCGGAGGCCAGGAGCGGCGGGGCUGGACGCGCGUCUGGGCGGCUGGUCUGACUUCGCCUGCCCGCCCCGCUCCGGACGCUCAGUUCCGAGGAGACGCCGACGAUGAAGACACAAUGGAAGGUGCUCCUGGGACUGCUGGGGAUUGCUGCGCUCGUCACCGUCAUCACUGUGCCAGCGGUUCUGCUCAACAAAGGCAACGAUGCUGCAGCUGAUCAUCGUAGGACCUACACUCUCACUGAUUAUUUAAAAAGUACACUUAGAACAAAGAACUACAACUUGCGAUGGAUUUCAGACCACGAAUAUCUCUACAAACAAGAAAAUAAUAUCUUGCUAUUCAAUGCCGACUAUGGAAACAGUUCCAUUUUCUUGGAGAACAGUACAUUAGAUAAAUUUGGAUAUUCUGUAACUGACUAUUCAGUAUCUGCUGAUAGACAGUUUGUUCUCUUCCAGUACAACAAUGUGAAGAAAUGGAGACAUUCCUACACAGCUUCAUAUGACAUGUAUGACUUAAAUACAAGGCAGCUGAUUACAGAAGAAAGAAUUCCAAAUGACACACAAUUAAUCACAUGGUCACCAGAGGGUCAUAAAUUGGCAUAUGUAUGGAACAAUGAUAUUUAUGUUAAACAUGAACCAAAUUCACCAAGUGAGAGGAUCACAAGUAAUGGGAAAGAAGAUGUAAUAAGUAAUGGAAUAACUGACUGGGUUUAUGAAGAGGAAAUCUUCAGUACCUACUCCGCUCUGUGGUGGUCUCCAAACGGUACAUUUUUAGCAUAUGCCCAGUUUAACGACACUGAAGUCCCACAUAUUGAAUUCUCCAUGUACCUCGAUGAGUCACAGCAGUACCCAAAGACUAUGCAGAUUCCAUAUCCAAAGGCAGGAGCUACGAAUCCAACUGUACAAUUCUUUGUGGUGAAUACUGACAUUAGCCCCAAUCCAGGUUCCGUACAAAUCCUUGCUCCUGCUUCUAUGUUAACAGGGGAUCACUACUUGUGUGACGUGACAUGGGUAAACCCAGAAAGGAUUUCUUUGCAGUGGCUCCGCAGGAUUCAGAACUAUUCAAUAAUGGACAUUUGUGACUAUGAUGGGUCCAGUAAAAGAUGGGAUUGCUCCGUGUCACGGCAACAUAUUGAAACAAGUACUACUGGCUGGGUUGGAAGAUUUAAGCCUGCAGAACCUCAUUUUACCUCUGAUGGGAAUAGCUUCUACAAGAUCAUGAGCAAUAAUGAGGGCUACAAACACAUUUGUCUUUCCCACAUAGAUAAGAAUGAAUGCAUAUUUAUCACAAAAGGACCCUGGGAAGUCAUCAGGAUAGAAGCCCUUACCAACGAUUACCUAUACUACAUCAGUAAUGAAUAUAAAGGAAUGCCAGGAGGAAGAAAUCUUUAUAAAAUCCAACUAAGUAACCACAAAAACGUGGUGUGCCUUAGUUGUGAGCUGGAUCCGAAAAGGUGUCAGUACUAUUCUGUAUCGUUUAGUAAAGAGGCAAAGUACUAUCAGCUGAGAUGUUUGGGCCCUGAACUCCCUCUCUAUACUCUGCAUAGCAGCAGCAAUGACAAAGAGCUGAGAGUCCUGGAAAAUAAUACAGCUUUGCAUGACAUGCUGCAGGACAUCAAGAUGCCAUCGAAAGUGCUGGACUACAUUACUUUGAAUGAAACGAAAUUUUGGUAUCAGAUGAUCUUGCCUCCUCAUUUUGAUAAAUUCAAGAAAUAUCCUCUACUAAUAGAUGUGUAUGCAGGCCCCUGUAGUCAAAAAGCAGAUGCCACCUUCACACUCAACUGGGCUACUUACCUUGCAAGUACAGAAAAUAUUAUAGUAGCUAGCUUUGAUGGCAGAGGAAGUGGUUACCAAGGAGAUAAGAUCAUGCACGCAAUCAACAGAAGACUGGGGACACUUGAAGUUGAAGAUCAAAUUGAAGCAGCCAGACAAUUUUCAAAAAUGGGAUUUGUGGAUGACAAGCGAAUUGCAAUUUGGGGCUGGUCAUAUGGAGGGUACGUAACCUCAAUGGUCCUGGGAGCAGGCAGUGGCGUGUUCAAGUGUGGAAUAUCUGUGGCGCCCGUGUCGGCAUGGGAGUUCUACGACUCAGUGUACACAGAACGUUACAUGGGCCUCCCAACUCCAAAUGACAACCUUGACCAUUACAAGAAUUCAACAGUCAUGAGCAGAGCUGAAAAUUUUAAACAAGUUGAGUACCUCCUUAUUCAUGGAACAGCAGAUGAUAACGUUCAUUUCCAGCAGUCAGCUCAGAUCUCCAAAGCCUUAGUGGAAGCUGGAGUGGAUUUCCAGGCAAUGUGGUAUACUGAUGAAGACCAUGGAAUCGGUACCAACAUGGCACACCAACAUAUAUAUACCCACAUGACCCACUUCAUAAAACAGUGCUUCUCUUUACCUUAGCACCUCGAAACAGCAUGCCAUUUAAAGCGCAUUGAAACCCAUUUUGUUCUCCUUAUCUUAAAACCGCCCUUUCAUGAUCUUGAACAAAAGAUACUCAAAUCAAGAAAUUUAAGGUUAACUUUGUUCCCAAAGUUCAUAUCUAGAACCCUAAAUGGGGACUUCUGUCUCUGAAACAGAUUAUUACCUUGCAGAAAUUUGAAUGAUUCAAUCUGGUUUUGUUUAUUCUUUAAAAUCAUUUCCACAUCAGUUGCUGAAACAAUUAUGAAUUGUUUUUAUGGGAGCUUUGCAUAGGUUUCCUGGGAAGCAUUUUAUUUUUUUCUAACUGGACUAGUCCAAAUCUUGUUCUCUUCUUUAAAGGGAUGGCAGGAUGUGGGCAGUGAUGUCACUGAAGCAGAGCUAUGAAGAGGUAGGGAGAGAAGCUAGCCGGGCAUGGCUGAGAACCCAAGUCCAAGUACACUGACCUGACCGGGCAGUUAACUGUCAGCUCCCCUCAGAGAAGAGCUGUUCACAGGCAGAAUGGCACAGUUUUUCUGAGAAACGCUAUUCAAACUGUCUCAGGAAAUCAUCUAUGCAAAGCACUGACUUCUGAGUAAAACCACAGCAGGUGAACAGACUCCAAAGAAAUAAGAGGGAAACUGCCAACCAUGCAAAGCCCCGGAUGCCAGUCAUGGCUAUAGGUGCUACAAAAACACAGCCAGGGUGGUGGCAACGCGUUGUAAAUGUGCUUUGAAAAAUACUGAUGUUUCCUCCUGAAAGAGGCAGCUUGGAACUGAGAUGUGAACACCAGCUUGCCCUGUUAAAAGAUGAAAAUAUUUGUAUCAUAAAUCCUAACUUGAAGGAGUCCUUGCAUCAAUUUAUCUUAUUUCUUUGAGCAUCUUAAUUGAAAGAAUAUUUUUACUUCCCUGGACGUGUUUUUAAAAAUUAAAAAUAACUAUAAAAUUAUGUAUUCUUAUUGCCAUUCUACAUACUGUAGAAUUUCUUCUGGUCAUUUAAUAAAUGCGUCUUCAUUUUUUUCAGAGGUAGUGAGUUUUGUGUCUUGAAUCAGACCUAAAUCACUUUGGCACAUGGACAGAUUUAUCCAGAAAGGCUCUUGUUUAUUUUGCUUGUUAUCCCAGACAGCCUUGUAAAU